CCGCCCAGAAUCCCCUUCGUUACUUCAUAAUAAAUACACUGUCAAGACACUGUACUGACGCCAAGUCUGCUAAUGAGUUAAAGCGUCAAAGCUCAUCUAAUCUUCAACAAUCUUAUUUAGUCUAAUUUUACCUUGCGUUGAUGUAUUGGAACAUCACGUAGACAAGCAAACGAAUAGUUGUACUGGUGCCUCCGUCGAAAAGCGGAAGAAAAACACAAUGUCAGGACCAAAUGGAGAUCCUGACAUUUCCAUUGACGAUGGCAUCAUCGAGGACGACGAUGACUUUAAUAACGAGGAGUUUGCAGCAAUCAACUCCAUGCUGGACCAGAUCAACUCGUAUCUCGACGGGCUGGAGGAGAAAAACGAUGCCCUCAACAGCAAAAUGCAUGAACUCCUUGAGUCCAAUCGACAAGCCCGGCUGGAGUUUCGAGCCCAGCUGGAAGAUCUGCCUCCCGAGGAUGAUCACCCCUGUUCGUAAGGCACGGAUGUAGACCACAAUGAAGAUACAAGAGAGCUUUGCAACUGAACAGGAACUCGUUAGUGCAAUUAUCAUCAGAAGAACCAAGAUACGUUUUUGAGUGUAUUUGAAAUGUGUCAUAAAAAUCCCUAAUAUAGAUACCCCGCCCCUAAAUGUGACUUAGUAACACAGGCCAGCUUCCUGUUUUGCUUGCAUUCCCUGUAUCUGUAAUGUGUGUAUAUAUAUAUAUGUGGCAAAUUUAAGUAGAAAAGUUCUCUGUUCAUACGGUCUAAAAAAAUAUACAUCACUGCAAGGAAUUGUUGGGCUGUUUUAAUAUAAAUUAAAAUGACAUCGGGAAAAAUACAUUUUAGAAAACAUUAAGUCUUGAUUUCACUUUUGUCAGUAGCUGAAUAAAAACACAGUCUUGAGAAACAAACAAAAAACCCUUUUGCUAGUCAUGUGCUAAGUCACCAUGGUGAUGUCAAGCUUUGCUACAUGUGUGAGCAAGACUUGAUGACUCUAAAUAACCAUAAAUGAGGAUGAAAUGUUUGUGGGACAGUUGAGGAUGAAGUGAUGCAUUAGAACCUUAAGAACAGAAUAAUAA
This is a messenger RNA of Syngnathus acus (greater pipefish), 1061 nucleotides long. RefSeq names its product chromosome 12 C9orf16 homolog (gene bbln). The record is from RefSeq and is a predicted model, not a curated record. The coding region runs from base 218 to 478 and encodes 86 amino acids. The transcript has 2 exons. NCBI's taxonomy places the organism in Eukaryota, Metazoa, Chordata, Actinopteri, Syngnathiformes, Syngnathidae.